AUGGCGAUCGGCCCAGAAGAGACCAUAUACCGAAGUGAGACGGGACUGGACGCCGCCUUCGAGAUCAAAAUUGACCCCGCAGAUUUGACUUUUGUCAAGUUGCUCCAAGGCUUCAGAAGUAUCCUCAAUAUUUCAGGUCGAUUACCGUGGGAAGCCACGCGUGCUGAAAGUUAUCCCGGAUAUGCCAGUGACCGCGUCCGUGACUUGAACCGCUCUCGCCCCGAGAUUAGGGCCUAUUGCAGGCUAAAACGCUUUGGUAUAUGUGACGGUGGCUAUGUGCCAAAUUUUUAUGGGUUUAUGCUAGAGGUAGAUCCAGCAAACUUUGCACCUCACCUCAGCGCCUUUCAGCAUGAUAGUGGCCAUCCAAGCGCGAUCCUGAUUGGGUACCUACCACAUUCCACGCCGAUGAACUGUGUCACCUAUAGCAAAGAGCGUAUGGACAAGGCAAUCAAAGGCAUCGAGCAAAUCCAUUCAGCCUUUAUUGAACACAUUGAUCCUUACACCAAGAACAUCCUCAUUGUUCCUGGGUCCGAGAGGGUUCUUUGGAUUGAUUUUGAUGUUGCCAUUACUUACCCAAACAGUACAUUCAUUGGAGAAAGGGAACGCUGCUGGAUUAAGGAGGAAACUGAGUGUGUCAAAGGUUUCGGAGUGAAGCGCGCUCUCCUUUCUUUUUCUCGGAAUUUCAGCAUGUCUAACAAGCUUAACCGGCAGGCGAUCAAAAGAAGGAUCUCCAGCCAAAUACGAAAUAUUACUAGAUACAAUCCUUCUUGGCCAAAAGUUCCUCUUAACAGUCCCAACAGAAUGGUCAAGCUUCCCGGCCCUUCCGCCUUCCACGGUAUAAACGGCGCCACGAGCAGAUUACCAUUCCCAUCUAGCCUUUUGAUUGGUACCAACUCAGCAUCAGUUAAGACAAAACUGUACCGCGCAUCGUGCUGUUUCAUGUAA
Messenger RNA from Coccidioides posadasii C735 delta SOWgp, 945 nucleotides. RefSeq lists its product as uncharacterized. Lineage: Eukaryota; Fungi; Ascomycota; Eurotiomycetes; Onygenales; Onygenaceae. The record is from RefSeq and is a predicted model, not a curated record.